This is a messenger RNA of Hibiscus syriacus, 1079 nucleotides long. RefSeq names its product ethylene-responsive transcription factor CRF5-like. The coding region runs from base 135 to 1079 and encodes 314 amino acids. Gene Ontology annotation, molecular function: DNA-binding transcription factor activity; DNA binding. The transcript has a single exon. Lineage: Eukaryota; Viridiplantae; Streptophyta; Magnoliopsida; Malvales; Malvaceae. Gene Ontology annotation, biological process: regulation of DNA-templated transcription. The record is from RefSeq and is a predicted model, not a curated record.
CUCUCCUGUUUAUCACCGGUCUCUCGCUCUUUACUCUCCGACAAUUUUGAAAACAUCGCUUCUUUUUACAGAUUUUUCUCUCUCUUAUUUUGUUCUUGAGAAAAAAACCCAUUUUUGAUUAUUCAGUUCCGGAGAUGAAGCCAUCGAGUUGGUUCCCAGUGAAAUAUACAGAGCAAAGAACUGUAACUAAAAAGCUAGUAGAGCCAUCCAGCAAGUGGUUUCCGAUGCAGUCCAAAGCAAAAGCCCCUAAAAUUGUCAGGAUUUGUGUCACCGAUGAGGACGCCACGGAUUCUUCCAGCGACGAAUGUGAACGGUCGAGGCAUCGUAGGGCGAAAAGGCAUAUAAACGAAAUCAGGAUCGAAGAUUGUUCCACUGUCAAUUCCUCCAAGCCGGCAAACAAGCAAAACAGACAAAUAGUUAAUAAAAGCAACCAAGUAAAUAUGAGAUCGAAGAAGAACAAACAAAAGCUGCAAUCUUUGUCAAACGGCGUCGUUAAGUAUCGUGGCGUUCGACAACGGCCGUGGGGAAGAUGGGCGGCUGAGAUCAGAGACCCCACGAGUCGAACCAGGGUCUGGCUCGGCACUUAUGACACUGCUGAGGAAGCUGCUUUGGAGUACGACCGAGCCGCGGUUCGAAUCAAAGGACCCGAUGCUCUCACAAACUUUGGGAAACCUCCGGUGAGACCUUCUCCACCGGAGAUUGGUCUUGAAAUGAUUUCCAGGUAUGAUUCGGCUCAAGACUUUCAGUCUCCCUGUUCACCUACAUCAGUUCUAAGAUUCCAGUCCAACGAAGAAGCUGAACUCCAAACGGACUCCAAAGAUGGCUCUUCGGGGAACAUCGAAAGCGAGUGGAAACCUGUCGACCAACUCCAAACAGAACCGAGUGACUUAUCAGAUGAGUAUUUAUUAACAGAUCCGGGAGUUUUAUGUGAUUACUUCAAUUCUGAUAAUCUCGAACCAAUAUUGUUUGAUGAAACGAGGUUACCUGAAAACCAUAUGGAACUUGAUUAUGCUGAUAUUUCUGUAGAACUAGGCGUCGAUUUCGGGUCUUGUACGUGGGAUGUCGAUAAUUAUUAUUAG